Molecule: messenger RNA, 4243 nt
Organism: Pieris napi
Lineage: Eukaryota; Metazoa; Arthropoda; Insecta; Lepidoptera; Pieridae
Gene: Usp15-31
Product: ubiquitin carboxyl-terminal hydrolase 31
Exons: 14
Coding region: 127-2874 (915 amino acids)
Biological process (GO): protein deubiquitination
Molecular function (GO): cysteine-type deubiquitinase activity
Source: RefSeq, a predicted model, not a curated record
GGCACCAAAGUGAAUUAAAAAGUAAUCAUGUACCUACCUAGUUAAUUAAUGUUUUUAUCUUUCGUAAUUUAUAAAGAUCAUCUUAUUGUUAACUAAAUGUGAAUUUUAGAAGAUUUAUAUUUUAAUAUGUCUGUUAGUAACUUAUCAACAGUGUUAAAAUCAUGUUCAGAAAGUGAAUUGAUAAGUGAAGUCUCAGAAUCCAAUAUGACAUCAAAACAGGUGGAAGGAUCCCGACUUAAACGUACUUUUACCUUGCCUCGCAAUCCAUUUGGCACUACAAAACCGAGCUCUAGUAAAAAUAAAAGCAACGAUACUGACAAUAAGCCCUCCAGUGCAAAUCCUUUGGCCACAACUAAUAAAGAAGAGGGUGGCUUAGAAAGGAAGUUAUUCAGAAGGCCAUCAUGGAAGAUAUUUUUAAACAAAAUAGCUCAGCAUAUGAGUACUGUAAAUACUACUGUUGUAAAAUCUGGUCAAGUGGUUAACAGUGACAGAGUGCCAUGCAGUGGAGAGCCGCCCUGGCCGCCUGGUGCUACUCCUGCAGCUACUGGAAUAAAAAACCAUGGCAACACUUGUUACAUGAAUGCAGUUCUUCAGUGUCUCUCGCACACAGAUGUCAUAGCAGAAUAUUUUGUACUUGACUUUUAUAAGGUUGAUUUGCAAAAAAGGAAUAAAAUUAACUCAAAAAAGUACGGUACUCGCGGAGAGGUGACUGAGCAAUUAGCAGCGUUGCUAAAGGCAUUGUGGUCUUGUCAUUAUAUACCUGACAUGAGUGUAGCAUUUAAGGCUGCCGUUGAAAGACACGGUACUCAAUAUCGAGGAAAUAGUCAACAUGAUGCGCAAGAAUUUCUCUUUUGGCUCCUUGAUAAAGUUCAUGAAGACUUGAAUACAGCAACCAAGAAAAAAUAUAAGACUAUCAAAAAUACGGUCGGGAAGUCAGAUGAGGUAGUGGCAGCGGAAACGUUGGCUAAUCACGCACGUCGGAACAGUUCCUUUGUACAAGCAGUUUUCCAAGCCCAGUACAGGUCUGCAUUGACGUGUGCGAAAUGCGAGCGAACUUCAUGCACCUUCGAUCCGUUUCACUGCGUCAGUGUACAACUUCCGACGCGACCCGUCACCGUACAGCCCUCACCUCUGCCUGUUAAUGUUGUUUAUGUGAACCAACAACCAAGGCAAGUGCGUAUCGGAGUAGAACUUGCGCCCACCGCUACAAUGGACGAGUUAAGAACUUCGUUGCACGGGGACACCGGUAUUGACAGAGAGCACAUCAUACUGGCUGAGAUUAAUGAGACUGGAUGGUGUAACGCUCGCAGUGGUUGGGAAGUGGCGGGAAUUGACUUCGGAGCCCUUUACUGUAUGGAGGCCCCACCACUCUUGCAAACCCCAACUACUCCAUAUCUUCUCAUACUUUGGGUCAAUUUAUUGGAAGGCGAACGAUUUGGUUCCCCAUACGCAAUGCAAGUUCCUCGCGAGAUUUCAUAUGAAGAUCUUCAAAAGCUAAUGUUGAAGGAGAUGUGCCAAGUGGUAGCUGAACGGGUGCUGGAGACGGCCCAAGGCACUGAUAUCUUCAAGGCCAGAAUUGCAGAAGCCCACCGGCCAAGGGACCCGGCGUAUUUGUUGCCUGAGUUGCCACACCCACUGUUUGCGCUGGACGUGGAACAGGCACUUUGCGCUCAUGACAAGUACCCGCAUUUGAGGCUGGAACUACUAUGGGAACCCGUACAUAGAGACAGUAUAAUACGCGAGUGGGGUGAAGCGUGUGAGGUGCACGUGUCGGCUGCGGGCGCGGCCGCUCCUUUAACGUUACACGCCUGUCUUGCUCAUUACACGAGGGCGGAACAUCUCGCCCAGGAGGAUGCUUGGAGGUGUCCUCAAUGCCAAAGAUACAUGCCGGUUGUCAAGACGCUCGGACUUUGGUCUCUUCCUGAUAUCCUUGUUAUACAUUUGAAAAGAUUUCGACAACAGGCUAAGGGUCGGACCAGCACGAAAUUAACAACAAUGGUAGAGUUUCCCCUAAACGACUUCGAUAUGACCCCGCACUUGGUCCGAAAAAAUACAACAGGUGCCGAAUCACCUGGUAACUCUCGAUCUCCAAGGCGGAGACUCUCCAAGACAAUCCAAAAUCCACAAGACAACAUUUACGAUCUCUAUGCCAUAUGUUACCAUCAUGGAGACGACUUAGAAACGGGCCAUUACACGGCAGCUUGCAAGAACCCAUACGACAACCACUGGUACAAGUUUGACGACUCCCGAGUGACGGCCGUGGAUGAUGAAAACGCAUACAGCGAACUCGUCAACAACUCCGCUUACAUGCUCUUCUAUAGGCGGAAGAAGCAGAACGUCAUUCACUCCUGUUCCACAGAAGAUAAGGAGCAUUGGGCGCUGCGCAUGCCCAGGUACAAACCGAUCGAGACGCUCAACGAAGUGUCCGAAAUAGAGAAGAACGAAUCGGACGUAGAAGAGAAGAGCGUAGACACGUCUACGACCAGUUCACCCGCGAAGCCAGUGAUACAGUCGCCGACGCUUCAACGGCCGCUUAUAGUGGAAGCGAACGAUAGCGAUUACGAAAACGAACAAACGGAGACGUAUAUACACAAGGACGUGCACGUUAAUCCUAAAAUGACGCCCGUGGAUUCGCGAAGACCAAAGUCUGUGGAUAUCCCUUCUAGGCCAAGUGUGUCCCCGUCGAAUAAUAGAAGCUUCGACAAUUCCCCCUUAGUCGCGAGUAUAAAUGAGGUGGAAUAUCCGACAACGGAAGACCUCAUGUUGUCUAUGUUCCAAGAGUCGAAAUAUAUUGUACCGAGGCAUCAUAUCAACGGGGAAUCUCAUAGAACAGCAGAAAAGCCAUCUGUAUGGAAAACCAGAAUAUCGACGUGAGAGCAGUUGAGCAGAUGCCAUUCACAAAUUAGUUUACAUUUGGCCUUAGAUCUGGUAACUUGUAGUUGACAUUGACGCCACAAUUCGCUUUAAACCAUAGAUAUAUAAUGGACUAAGAACACUUGAUAAUAAGCGAUUUUUAACUGUAAGGAAUUUGAGUUUUAUGCUAUAACUGAUAAAGCUUGCAUUUGCUGUUGGCACACAAGGCAGCUAUGGCGUAUAUCGUAAAAUUCAGUGGUGCUAAUUCUGAUUAAUUCUGAUCUAGUAAAACAUGGUAUUACCUUUUUUUAAGUUCAUAUUUUUUUGUAAGUAUUUUACUAUGCGAGAUUAACGGCCUUUUAAAGCGUGGACUGAAGUUAGUGAUUGUUCUCUUUAUAUGAUAAAUAAAUCGUAGACAUUGUAGCAAACGCGAUAUUUUAAUUCUCGUUUUAUAAUAAGGACAUAUACAGAACUAGUAUGAAGACUUGCUUCUUAUUAAUUUAUCCUACUGUUCAGUCUAUUAUUAUAUCUAUGGGGAACCAAGACAGUCGGCUUGUGGAUCAAAAGACGUUGUACGCGGUAUUUAUAAUCAAUAAAUUAGGGUUGCCAAUCGCGAUAAUAAUUUUUGACACCGAUGGGUUACCUAACCAUGGCAAUCCUGCACGACUGAAAUGUGAAAAGUUGUAAACUCAUUACUGAGUACGAGCUUCCUCAAGUCAUUUCAAAUAAGGUGUAUUUAAAAUUGUAUCUCGAGCCUAAUCAUUGUAUAUUGCUUAGCUGCAUACACGGUAUUAGAUAUGCUACAAGUCGUAGUUUUUAUAGAUAAAAGUUUGUCACAAGGCCUAUAAGAAUAGCCAAUAAUAUAGAACUUAGGGAUUAAUUCACAGGAGAAAAGACUUUUUCUUGCUUCCAAAAUUCAUUUUAGACAUUUAUAAUUGAGUUUAGUAAUAUAAAAAUAUAUUAAUGAAAUUAUUCUGAUUUACGUACGUUACGUAGACUCUCGCUUGAAUGUGAUUUGGCUAACGCUGUUGACCAAUCACAGACGUUAACCGAUGGUUAGCAUUUUUUUAAUUGAAUUGCGAACACUGAAAUCCAGACGAGUCAAUACCUCAAUACAGUGUAUGCAGCCUAUAGAUGUAUAAUAUAAACAGCAUAAACUUGUAAUUACUUUAGGUAAUACUGUGCCUUCGUUCUAGAGAAGUUGUGAUUUUUAAAUAUUUAACACCUCAAUCGAAGAUUAGACAUUGAUAAGCUAUUUGCAGAAACAAUGUAUAUACUGUGGCCUUUAUAGUUUUGGUAUUGGAUUAUGUAAUCUUUGUGAUCUUGAAUGGAAUUGGCACUUGAAUCGGUACAUAAGUUAUCUAACUUAUAGGUUAUCUACCUACAAUAU